GCGGCGGCGGCGGCUGCACCACCUCGUUGCUGCCGGUCGCUGCCCGGGCGCCCCCCGCACCCCGGACUCCGGCUUCGUCACCCGGUCGCGGGGGCUUUCCAUCCGGUCUCGAGAAUCCUCCCCCUGCAACCCAACAACAAAACCCCACGUCUCGCCCAGUCACUGGGGAGGGGGGGGACCAUGUCCCAGCGGGUGAGGCGCAAUGGGUCCCCCACGCCGGUCGGCUCCCUCGGGGGCGGUGCGGUCGCCACGGCCGGGGGAUCCGGGAGCCGCCUGCAGCCCAUGAGGGCGACGGUUCCGUUCCAGCUGAAGCAGCAGCAGCAGCAACAUGGCAGCCCCACGCGGAGCAACGGCGGCGGCGGCGGCAACAACGGCGGCUGCUGUGGUGGCGCCUCAGGCCCCUCGGGCGGCGGCGGCAGCAGUGGGGCCCCGCGCACCGCCUCGCGCAGCACAAGCCCCACGCGGGGCGGCGGGAGUGCGGCCGCGCGCACCAGCCCCACGGUGGCCACGCAGACGGGCGCGUCCUCGACGUCCACGCGAGGCACCAGCCCCACGCGCGGCGCCGCGCCCGGGGCCCGCGGGAGCCCCCCACGGCCGCAGCCCCCGCCGCCGCUGCUGGGCACCGUGUCGUCGCCUUCCUCGUCGCCCACCCACCUGUGGACAGGCGAGGUGAGCGCGGCCCCACCCGCAGCCCGCGUCCGGCACCGGAGGAGGUCCCCGGAGCAGGGCCGAAGCUCCCCGGAGAGGAGGAGCCCGAGCGCCCCUCUUUGCAAAGCAGGUGACAAAGCAAGACCGCCUUCCUCCAGCCCCUCUAGCAUCAUCCGCCGUACCUCUUCCCUGGAUACACUUGCUGCUCCGUACCUUGCAGGGCACUGGCCUCGUGAUGGUCAUGGGCAAGCUGCUCCUUGCAUGAGGGACAAGGCCACACAGACAGAGAGUGCAUGGGCUGAAGAGUACUCUGAAAAGAAGAAAGGGUCUCACAAGCGUUCAGCGUCGUGGGGCAGCACAGAUCAACUUAAGGAGAUUGCAAAAUUACGCCAGCAGUUGCAGAGAAGUAAACACAGCAGUCGGCAUCAUCGAGAUAAAGAAAGACAGUCUCCAUUCCAUGGCAACCAUGCAGCUAUUAACCAGUGUCAGGCUCCUGUUCCAAAGAGUGCACUUAUUCCAGUAAUUCCCAUCACCAAAUCAACAGGCUCCCGGUUCCGGAAUAGUGUGGAAGGAUUGAAUCAGGAGAUUGAAAUAAUAAUUAAAGAGACUGGGGAAAAAGAAGAACAACUUAUACCACAAGAUAUUCCAGACGGCCAUCGUGCACCUCCGCCCCUUGUGCAGAGAAGCAGCAGCACGCGCAGCAUCGACACGCAGACCCCCGGCGGGGCAGAGCGGGGGAGCAACAGCAGCAGCCGCUCCCAGUCUGUGUCCCCCACGUCCUUCCUCACUAUCUCCAACGAGGGGAGCGAGGAGAGCCCGUGUUCGGCUGAUGACCUGCUUGUUGAUCCCAGGGAUAAAGAUAAUGGGAACAACUCUCCUUUGCCCAAAUACGCAACCUCACCAAAACCUAACAACAGUUACAUGUUCAAAAGGGAACCUCCUGAGGGCUGUGAGAGGGUCAAAGUCUUUGAGGAAUGCUCGCCGAAACAACUUCACGAAAUCCCGGCCUUUUACUGCCCUGACAAAAACAAGGUGAAUUUCAUUCCUAAAAGCGGCUCUGCUUUCUGCCUCGUCAGCAUCCUUAAGCCACUCCUCCCCACACCAGAUCUUACCCUCAAGGGCUCUGGCCACAGUCUGACAGUCACCACUGGCAUGACAACCACUCUUCUGCAGCCUAUCGCUGUGGCCUCCCUGUCUACAAACACAGAGCAAGACCGAGUCUCUCGAGGAACGAGUACAGUCCCGCCACCAGCCUCUCUCCUCCCACCACCAGAACCCAUUGAGGAAGCUGAAGGAUAGGCCCCAGUGCUGUGAGGCCACUGUUCUGGUCAACUGAGAAUCUCCUCGAUCCCUUGGCAGCGAUGGCAUCGUGCGCUCCCAGUUGGCUGUGUCGUGCUCCAGCGUUUCCACGCUGACGUGUCGCAGUGCGGCUUCUGGAAGAAAGCAGCCCCUCUGAUGGCUGUGCUCACUCCUGAAGGCCAGCCCUCAGUGCUUAGCCUCCUUUUUCUUAAAGCACCGGUUGAAAGAAGAAGGUCUCAUUCUUUCCUUUUGGAGGGCUGAUAUCACAUUGUUUUUUGCUUUCAAAUUAGACUUCUUUGAAAAAACAAAUAAAAAACUGAUCCCUGCAAACAUGAUUCUUGAAGGGAGACGUGAAUGAUGCUGCAAGAACCAUCUUUUAUAUGAAAAUGACUAUUUUAUAAUACCAAUGUUACGUUUUCUGAAAACAUAGCAAACAGGAUGUUCAGACGAUUCUUUGGCCUCUGUUUCUUGUUUCCCUUUCUAGAUGUGUGCUUUUCUCAGCUGUUUUCAGCUUUGGGACCAAAGGGAUUGUUGACAUUUUCCUAGCAAUCUUAAUCUCAUGAUUGUGUUCUUCUCCCAAACAAGAAUUGGUAGGUAAAUGCAUUGAACAAGUAUAUAUAAAAGAGAUAAAAAAGCAAUAUUAGUACAUUAUGUGAUUUAUGUUUUUUGAUGUCAGAAGUUUGUGCUUUGGGUGAAAUACUUGUAAAACUGCUCUUUUCCUCACUACUCCUGUACACAUUUCACCAUGUGGUCAUAAAAAUUAUAAUCUGGAGACAAGUGCUUUAAUAUGUUCUCACCCAUCAUUGGAACUUGGUUUAAAAGUCAGUGAGCCAAAAGGAAACUAACUACCCAGUGUCGACUGCUAGCCUAGGAGUAAGGAGCCCCUUGGGUUUUCUGCUCAAUAUUUAUCACACGGUCUUUCUUUCCCACAGGUGUCGUUCUACCUUUAACCGUCACUGUAUCAUAGCCCCACGAGAUCCUAAAAUGGCUGUGCAUGGAUUUCCUCCUCUGCUUUUGUGAUGUUGUUGUCUUGUGGAUUUGGUCAGGGUUAGUAGUUUGCCAGGAGUGUAAUCCGUUGAAUAGCAAUCCUUAGUCACAGAAUCUUGCGACUGACGUUUCCUUUCUGGUGGUUGGCACUGAGAUAUGUUGCCUGUAGGUUUUGCUGGUUUUCCCUCCAGCAUUCCACAUGGUGGGAAAAACAGGCAAGGAGAGCUUCGGAGCAUAAAGAACAGGAACCUUUGAAGAAUCCACAUGGUUUUGGAUUUAGGCUCAUCCUAAUACAAUCACUGCCAGUAUCACAUGACAGCAGUAUUUUGUGUCUGGGUAUGUGGUAGUGAAACUGAGGAGCAGCUCUUUUUAAAAAGUUAUAGCAAACAGUGUUGAUAGCAAGCAUCCUUCUAAGAUCUUCAUAAACUACCUUAUGAUGCAAUAAUUUAAUGUUCCUAUACAUAUUAUAGGGAGAAAACAAAUACUUGUAAAAGGGAUAUAGUUUAGAAGGUUAAUAUGUCAGUAAGUCCAGAUAUAUCCCAUCAAAGAAAAGCUAGUGGUAGCAAUAAAUCUUCUGAAAGGACUUCUUAUACUCAUGUACCUUUAAAACAUCUAUGUAAUUAAAAAUUUUGCCCUGUUAAGUUGAAAACAGAUGUAUUUAGGCAAAUUAGAUAAACUCAAACAUUUGACUAAGUCUGUCAGGUGUCAGUUGGUGGCAUCGAUGAAUUUUGGUACCCCUUCUGUCCAAAACUAAUUUUCCUGAAAUUAGUACAUUGUGACUUCUAAAUCGGGAAAAGCUAAGUUGUUCAAAGUCUAAAUGUUCUGGUCAAUAGGUUCUUUGAGAACCUUGAUUCUUUGCCUGUAACUUUAUUUACCAUUUCACCACUGAGAACUGCUCUGUCAGAAGUACAAAAGAAAGGUAAAGCUGAAAUCGGGUGAGUUGGUAUCAAUGGUAGGAAGUUAAAAAAUAAGGUUUCAAAAAAAUCCAAAAUCAGUUUUUGGAUUACCUGAAUUCUGUUAAAUCUAUGUUCUUUUCCUUGCCUUACACUUACUUCCCUCUCCAUCUGUACAUGUCACAAGGGUGUUUCACAACUAGAAUGCCACUUUGU
This is a messenger RNA of Mesoplodon densirostris (Blainville's beaked whale), 4043 nucleotides long. It is a transcript of the gene FAM117B, whose product is annotated as family with sequence similarity 117 member B. The transcript has 8 exons. Bases 181 to 1947 code for a protein of 588 amino acids. Lineage: Eukaryota; Metazoa; Chordata; Mammalia; Artiodactyla; Ziphiidae. The record is from RefSeq and is a predicted model, not a curated record.